This is a messenger RNA of Prunus armeniaca (apricot), 207 nucleotides long. The record is from the annotation of a GenBank genome assembly. NCBI's taxonomy places the organism in Eukaryota, Viridiplantae, Streptophyta, Magnoliopsida, Rosales, Rosaceae.
AUGGAAUGCGAUCUUGGCAUAGGGUCUGCAGCAGCAAGAGGAGUGUUAUUUACAAUUGUGUCAACAACAAAUGGUUACCAAAAUAAGUCAGUGGAAGCAGAGGGAUGUUGGCUUAGUGUUUGGUUACUGGCAGAGGCUAUUAAUCAUGACCUGCAGAAACUCCUCAACCAAAAUGAUUCCCACUUGGGAAAGUAUGUAUUUUCUUAA